GAACGAGGGAAAUUGCACGCCUUUAUUACGUGACACCUCCUCCGUGAAUAACCCAGAAGUAAGCUAUAGGAGAAAUCACUAUUCAGUACCGAACAUACCCCAAGUUUUUCCCAAAACCCAUUCGGCUUUGGCUCUUGCAGAAAUUAGGGCAUGGACGGACGUGGCCGCAACACCGAUCUUCUUCACGGUGGUCGUCGUCGUCGUGGUGGGCCCACAAUCGGCGUCAAUGUCUUGGAUGCCGAUGCCGAUGGACGGAUUUGCCUCCGUGUUCCCGCUCAUACCACUUUUGGGGAGCUGAAAAUGCAUAUUUACGAAGAAACUCGGUUGGUGCCUGAUAAACAAAGAUUGCUGUUCGAAGAAAUGGAGAGAGAUGAUCAGGAGUAUUUGGACACGGUGGGUGUGAAUGAUAAUGCAAACGUUUUUCUCGUGGAAAAAAAGAAAAAGAGAACGUUUGAAGAGGGUGAGGGCAGUAGAUUAUCUAGCGCUGCUGAAGUCAGACCAGAGAAAGAGCCGGGAUCCGUGGAAGUCCCAGUCGAAGAUCCGCUUGAGAAGGAGAACAGGCUUAAGGCGUUGACAUCUUGUGCAGCCGUUGCUAAAGUCAGAGCAGAGGAUGAUAAGCUUUCAGAACAGUCGGGAUCCGUGGAAGUCCCAGUCGAAGAUCCGCUUGAGAAGGAGAACAGGCUUAAGGCGUUGACAUCUUGUGCAGCCGUUGCUAAAGUCAGAGCAGAGGAUGAUAAGCUUUCAGAACAGUCGGGAUCCGUGGAAGUCCCAGUCGAAGAUCCGCUUGAGAAGGAGAACAGGCUUAAGGCGUUGACAUCUUGUGCAGCCGUUGCUAAAGUCAGAGCAGAGGAUGAUAAGCUUUCAGAACAGUCGGGAUCCGUGGAAGUCCCAGUCGAAGAUCCGCUUGAGAAGGAGAACAGGCUUAAGGCGUUGACAUCUCGUGCAGCCGUUGCUAAAGUCAGAGCAGAGGAUGAUAAGCUUUCAGAACAGGUGGCUGCACUGAAAGGAGUUGUGAAUGGUGGGACCCAGGCUGGAGAGAAGGAAAUCUCGGAGCUAACUGAGUUGCUAAUGAAGCAGCUGCUGAAAUUGGAUGGCAUUGAGGCUGUAGGAGAAGGGAUAGAGCAGCGAAAGCUUGAGGUGGUCCGUAUACACAGCAUUUUGAAGACACUGGACUCUCUAAAGGGAAUGAACUCGAAUCCAUUGGGCAACGACAGCAGGAAUGUAUGAGUGGCCCUCCACCCUUUGCAUCAUCUACGGCAGUGAGUCAAGAUUGGGAACACUUCAUUUAGCUACUGUAUGAAGCAACAGUGUUUACUUCUACAUUAUGAUUGAAGCAACAGUGUUUACUUUUGUCCACCCUCUGUCCAUUUUUAGUUCACAUUGUUCUUUUUUACUACAAAUGUCAUUAGUGCAAGGGCAAAGAUGAUUGAAGCAACAGUGUUUACUUCCACAUUAUGAUUCCCUAUUGAGUACUCGAAUUUCAAAAGUGACCUUCCCUUUUGAUAUGGGUUAAUCAGUUAAUAGCAGCAGCAGAAACUUGGCUUUAGCA
Molecule: messenger RNA, 1549 nt
Organism: Rhododendron vialii
Lineage: Eukaryota; Viridiplantae; Streptophyta; Magnoliopsida; Ericales; Ericaceae
Product: BAG family molecular chaperone regulator 4-like
Exons: 8
Coding region: 151-1227 (358 amino acids)
Biological process (GO): protein stabilization
Cellular component (GO): cytoplasm
Molecular function (GO): adenyl-nucleotide exchange factor activity; protein-folding chaperone binding
Source: RefSeq, a predicted model, not a curated record